Funneliformis geosporum is the source of this 330-nucleotide messenger RNA. The record is from the annotation of a GenBank genome assembly. NCBI's taxonomy places the organism in Eukaryota, Fungi, Glomeromycota, Glomeromycetes, Glomerales, Glomeraceae.
AUGUCCGAAGAUAAUACAAUAACAAAGUUUAGUUAUUUAUUUGCUCAGAAUAAUAAAAAAAGAGAUGAUGGUAUAGAAGAAAAUGAACAAAUUUUUGAAACUUCUACAUUAGAUGAAUUAGAUGAUGGAGAUAAAACAUGUUUACCAGAAAUAAAAAAAGUAUCUAGUCUUGAUGAAAUUGAACCAUGUUUACCGGAAAUAAAGGAAAUAAAAAAAAAAGUAUCUGGACUUGAUAAAGAUAAAACAUAUUUACCGGAAAUAAAAAAAAAUAUAUCUGGUUUUGAUAAAAAAAAAAGUAUUUUGUCUCGAUUGAAAUUGUUUUUUAAUUGA